This is a messenger RNA of Necator americanus (New World hookworm), 945 nucleotides long. RefSeq lists its product as uncharacterized. The coding region runs from base 1 to 945 and encodes 314 amino acids. Lineage: Eukaryota; Metazoa; Nematoda; Chromadorea; Rhabditida; Ancylostomatidae. The record is from RefSeq and is a predicted model, not a curated record. The transcript has 8 exons.
AUGAUUCUAUGGCAUUCGAAUGCACGGCCACCGAAGAUCCGCAAGAAAAUCAACGAGGAAGUGAUUCAACUCACACCAAAUAACCUGAAUCAGGCUAAAUUCCUCAAAUUUCAACGUAUCCCCUUAAGACGAUUACCGACACGACAAGAACGUCGAAAAUCAACAGGAGCGCCAAUACUCAUUUGUGGUGAGGGGACGAUGGGUAUUGUGGUGGACUAUCCAUUUAAUGGCCGAAUCUAUGCCAGUCAUCGAGAAAAAGAUCAUGAAUGUACGCAAUAUGUCACAAUGGUGUAUCAUCGAUGGUCCUGUCCAUCAUCGGAAUUCGCUUUCAAGGUAUAUCGAUGCUAUGUACACAAUGGAUUCAAACAAUCCUAUCUAAUUAUCAACGAUAACGGGUGUUCGCUCGAUGAGUCGAUCCUGCCACAUCCAACUUACGAUAUGGUUAACGGUGUCGUUUACACACCGUCAAAAGCAUUCAGAUUCACUAAGUCACGACGAGUUCACUUCAAUUGCAUGCUCUCCGUAUGCCAUAAAAACGAUGCCGACUGUGUUAAAGACAUACCGCCUCGAUGCCCACGAUCGUUACGAAAACGAGAGUUGCCGGGAGAUUUUUCGGUUGAGGAACGAUUGAAAAAUGUGCAUGCGCUGAUGGAGGUGAAGAACAUCACCAGCGAUGAGCAAUACGAGGAGGAGGAAUUUGUUGGUGAUGAAAAGACGACCACCCCAGAAGCCAGCACCAACACGCGUCCAUUAUUCAUCGAGGAUGGACCAUAUGCUUUGCCGCAUUCAUGUAUGCCGUCGAAUUAUUUGCAUUGGAUCUACGCUUUGCUCAUUACGAAUAUACUUUCCAUACUGGUCGCUGUGGUGGCGUGUAGUACAUUGCUGCGAAGACGUUUCUCAUUUGAUGUUGUCGCUCUUCGACACAAAUAUCAUUUUAACAUGUGA